CCGGUACAUAUACCGCCAGGCCCACCAUGAGAUCCUGCUUUUAUCUUUCACAGGGAUGCAACCCAUACAUCCAUCGAGACACUCUCGAUGCCCACAAUAUCGCCCUCAUCGGACAACCUUGUCUGCCAUCUGAGUCGCAGCUAGUAAGCGCUAAGGCGACCAUUAUCGCGCCCAUAGUACGAAAGCCAUUUACUAGCAUAGUAUUCCGUACGGCAAGCGUCAUUAGAAUAAACAGGGCACGCCCAUUGUAUGGUUGCAGUAAACAAAUGAACUACUGAAGCAUAUUAAUAUUUAUAUAUCUUUAUCGAGGCACUCUCAGAGCACAGCACAUGGCGCGUCUGUGUAGUGGUAGAAUUAGUCGCAGGAAAAGGGAGGUGGGAGGGGGAGGAGGCGCAGUGUCUUCGGCCAUGAUCCCUUGCAAUGAGGUCUAAUUCCUUUCUCCAUGUCUUCCUUCAUCUCAUCAAUGUCCUCCUCCAAACCACAUCCGCCACCACAGAACUUUAGGAACUUGCAUCGAGAGCGAAUGGAGGCGGAAAAUGGCGAUAACGGAUCCAACACGCCCAGUGCAUCAUUGCCGCCGAACACGUAUAUUGCACCAGACAUGCCUGCAGAGAAACCGGGGCCGAACUGGCUGCGGAUGGUCUGUAUCAGCGAUACCCAUAACAUGACCGAUAUCAACAACUAUUCUAUCCCCGAAGCCGACAUCCUAGUGCAUGCAGGCGACUUCACAAAGAUGGGUACCACAGCUCAGGUCGACCAGUUCAUUUGCUGGAUGAAAUCCCUGACCCAUAUACCGCUCAAAAUCAUCGUUGCUGGCAACCACGAUGUCAUCCUUGACAAGGAGUUUUACGAGAAGAAUUGGUUCCGGUUUCACACCGCUCAGGAAGAUCAUCAGGCAGCCGUGGAAAAACUUCAAUCGGCGGGACACGGCAUCGUCUAUUUGGACAAUUCGUCCUACACUGUUGAUGGGGCCAAGGUAUUGUACAAGAAAUGGCAAAAGCAGGCAAAGUUGGAAUUGAAACAGAAGACGUUACAGGAAAUUCAUGCGGAGGGCGCUGCUGCUGCUGAUGGAAUUGAGUCGGUGGACCCAAGGGAGGGAUGGAUCGAGGGAUAUAGGAUCUGGGCGAGUCCUUGGCAGCCAGAGUUUUAUGAAUGGGCUUUCAAUGAAGUGCGGGGCAAACUCCAUGAAAUCUGGAAGCAUAUUCCUGUAGAUACGGAUAUCUUGAUCACUCAUGGCCCUCCAAAGGGCCAUGGCGACAUUGUGCCCCAGGAUAAUAAUAUACAUGUCGGUUGCAGGGAGCUCUUGGAGAGAUUGAAGGUGGUCCGACCGCUUUAUCACGUCUUUGGUCACAUCCACGAAGGGUAUGGUGUCUCACAGAUCGACUGGCGCCCUAUAGCGACCCAGGAUGGUGAAAACCCCGGGUCGUCAACGGUGUGUAUCAAUGCUUCAGCCUGCAAUAUCAAUUAUCGCCCGCUUAACAAGCCCAUCAUCGUGGAUCUGCCACCGAAGUGAAGAACAUGCACAGUCUACAGUCUAUUCAAUAAUAAAGCAUAAAAAAUGAUUCAACACCCAC
Gamsiella multidivaricata is the source of this 1574-nucleotide messenger RNA. Its product is annotated as Metallo-dependent phosphatase-like protein. Bases 443 to 1513 code for a protein of 356 amino acids. The transcript is spliced from 3 exons. Gene Ontology annotation, molecular function: hydrolase activity. The record is from RefSeq and is a predicted model, not a curated record. NCBI's taxonomy places the organism in Eukaryota, Fungi, Mortierellomycota, Mortierellomycetes, Mortierellales, Mortierellaceae.